AUGCAGCCUUUGCCUCCUCCUUCCAACCGAGGCCAAUCUUCUUCUUCAGCGUUCCAGUCCACAGAUACCAUAAUCGCUCCUGCCACCGAGGGGAAAAAGAAAAGAAAACAUCGCGGCGGCAAGAAGCGGAGGAAUCGGCGUCAGUCUUUUGCUGCUCCUCCUUCAGAAGCAUCUGCCCGUCCCAGUAUUGCGGACGGCACCGACGAUCCUUUGAUUGAAGAAUCGUCUCAGCCCUCGUUUUACAAUCAAGCCUCCUCCAAUCUCAGCCGGGAUAGCCUCGACAGUGAAGCAUUGCUUGACCAUCGAGAACAGCCUUCCAUCCGUCCGCGUCGAGAAAGCCGCCUAAUUCCAAACAUCUUUGCGCAAUCCUAUUCUGGAGGUUCUUUUUCUCGACCAGACAAUACAGCCCGCCGCUCCUAUCGCAGUCAUCAAAAACCUUCCAGUCCUGGUGCUGAGCCUAAUGAGGAGGACGUCUUUGAUCAUACUCCACUGCUUCUUGGCGCCUCUCAACGCAGGAGCCCCGUCGAAACUGGCUAUGGCCUAUUUAGAACAAAGUCCGAUGAUUCUACCCUCUCGGCCACGUCCAAAAAGCAGAAGAAGCGCACAAAUGGCACUGUUUCCUCUCUUGCCAGAUCAGAUCCUACCUACGAUGUCAACAAUCCUCCUUCCGUCCCGACCAGCCCCAGCUUCGGUCCGCAGCAUGACGAUGUCAUGGUCGAUGAUGGGAACUUCCUGCCUAGGUCACCUGAUAGCAGAAGGAAUCUCCCAGCUGCCACAAGAGACACUCUGAUCGACAUUGAUGGUGAUGGCGAAGGUGGUCCUAACUCCGCUCCCCCAAGUCCGAGACUCCGACCCGAAGGUCUACAACGUCACCGCGCCAUGACUCUUCCUGUCGAGGGGGAUGUCUGUUUCCCUGGUGAUGAGGCUGCUUCCGAGGUUGCUGACGACCAUUUCGAGCGAACGAGACAUCCUGGCCGUGAAUCGGGAGGCCCUCGGAGAAGACGUCGUCAACGUGAAUGGCCGCAAGUCUGGGUGUUAGAUGAGUGGGCUCGUCAAGAAAAGGAAGCCAGGGCCGGUGAGCGUCGGGCAAAGAAAAUCAGCGAGCCUGUCUUCGUGAACGGAAGGCUUCGGGCGCCCAAAAAUGCCUGGCAUCGUGUUGAGGGAGAUGUCCAGUAUCGCUAUACCUAUUUCAACGAAGAAUUCGAGAGCACCAUUCACUCCGAAUCCAUCUCGGAACUGGUCCAACCUGGCUCCUCUUUCCGCGAAUUGUUCAUCCCUGAGCCCCCAGAACUCACUGAGUCCAGUAGUAGUGAGGAUGAGGACCACCUUGACCAGCAGAAGGACGUGCUCCUGAGUGAAAUGCAGAGUCCCAAAAGUCAGAUUGCACAACUCGGGGGCCCUGCUGACAUCUCGACACUCUCAAACAAGCUUAAGGUCGGUACUGAGCCCAACGGGAAAGGCUCUGAGAAGAACUCGGGAUCAGUCACUCCACAAAAGAAGUCGACGCCUCCACGAACGCCCAAGACCAAGAAGUAUGGCCCUCGUCCCACAUUCUGGCUCGAUGUUUUCUGCCCGACCGAUCAAGAAAUGCGGAUAUUGUGCAAGGCAUUCGGCAUUCAUGCUCUUACUUCUGAAGAUAUCAUGUUACAGGAAGCGCGUGAGAAGGUCGAACUCUUUCGCAAUUACUACUUCAUCAACUAUCGAACAUUUGAGCAGGACACCCAAAGCGAAGACUACCUGGAGCCCAUAAACAUGUACGUCUGCGUCUUCAGAUAUGGUAUUAUUACGUUCCACUUCUCACAAAUUCCACACCCUGCCAACGUUCGGCGGCGAAUAAGGCAGCUUUCGGACUAUCUUAUCCUUAGCGCUGAUUGGAUAUCCUACGCCAUUAUCGAUGACAUUACGGAUGUCUAUCAACCUUUGAUAACUUCGAUUGAGGAGGAAGUCGAUGAUAUUGAUGACCUCAUUCUCAAGUAUUUCUCAAGGACCAAUGAGCUAGGAGGGGGGAAGCAAGACCACAAGGACCCCAACAACGAGAAGGACCCUGACGCAGCCGAGACCUCGAGUGGGAUGGAAAUGCUGAUUCGAAUUGGUCAAUGUCGCAAGAAGGUCAUGUCGUUAUACCGGCUACUAGGAAACAAAGCAGAUGUCAUCAAGGGUUUCGCCAAACGGUGCAAUGAGCAGUGGGAGGUGGCGCCCAAAUCCGAGAUUGGCCUGUAUCUGGGUGACAUUCAGGAUCACAUCUUGACAAUGACGGGAAACCUUUCCCAUUAUGAGACCCUUCUUGGGAGAGCCCACAACAACUACCUUGCUCAAGUCAGCAUCAAUAUGAACGAGAGGCAGGAAAAGACAGCAGACGUCCUAGGCAGGCUGACGGUACUUGGAACGAUCGUUCUUCCCAUGAACAUCAUUACGGGCAUGUUUGGCGGAAAUUUCAAAGUCCCUGGCCAAGAUGUCGACAACCUCAAUUGGUUCUGGGCUACCACAGGGGGCUUGGUUCUAUUUGGUAUCAUAUGUUUCUACUGGUGCAAGAAGGUAUACAAGGUUGUGUGA
This is a messenger RNA of Exophiala aquamarina CBS 119918, 2553 nucleotides long. RefSeq lists its product as uncharacterized. Gene Ontology annotation, biological process: intracellular magnesium ion homeostasis; magnesium ion transmembrane transport. The coding region runs from base 1 to 2553 and encodes 850 amino acids. Lineage: Eukaryota; Fungi; Ascomycota; Eurotiomycetes; Chaetothyriales; Herpotrichiellaceae. The transcript has 2 exons. The record is from RefSeq and is a predicted model, not a curated record. Gene Ontology annotation, cellular component: plasma membrane. Gene Ontology annotation, molecular function: magnesium ion transmembrane transporter activity.